AUGCCUUACCAAAUCACCCCCCGAGCCCUCACCGGCCUCCUCUUCCUCAUCACCCCGCCUCGCGCCUUCGACAUUUGCAUCGCCCAGGACCCCUCCCAAGACCACCGCUGCCACAAGGCGAUCCGGCGCCGUGACAUCCACACUGCCCACCGCAUCCUCGACACUCUCUGCUCUACCCGCGGUCUCUCUCCCUCCGAGCUAAUCGAGCAACUCCAACAGCUCGCCGAGUGCACCAUGUGCAGAAAAUCCGGCCAUCGAGACCCUGACGCGGUGCUCGCUCUGGCCCUCUCAUGGGGGCGCUUACUCUGCAAGCAGUUCCCAGACCUGGUCGCGUCGCCGGGCGUGGAAGCGGCGCAGCCGCCGGCCCGAAAACGUAAACCCCGGUUAAGUCGAUUGCGGAACCUAUUCCGGAGCGCGUUUGCGAGGCGAAGCAGUCAUAAGGUCGCGCCUCAACCGCCAUCCGCUUCCCAGCAUGCGGCGCUGGCGCCCUCGGGGGCUACUCGUGCUCCCAUGGUCCCGCGGAACCCCCGCGUUGAGCCGCUGUGGACCCAGAGUCGACACUUUCUUCUGCGCGGAUGGCCGACCAUGGACGAGCCGUCAUCCCCUGCGCCUCGUGCGGCGCCUGCUCCCUCGGGGUGCAGUCGCCCUUCUCCGUCCCCUCGAGGCCUCGUUUUCGUCCCUCCUCCCCUGGAACCCGGUGAAUCCUCGGCGCCUAGCCACCCUCCCGCCGACACCCCGGCGUCCGCCAGCCAACCGCCCUCUAUCCACGACACCGUGGACUCCGCAGCUCGCGUCCCGAGCGGUGGAUAUUACCAGAUCACGUCGAGUUUUCGCACAUUGAUCUCGCACUACCAGCAGCUCCACCCGGAGGGGUUCGAGGAGCCGCCGCAGCACGGGACGUUGCAGAUCAGAUUCACGUUCCUGUUGCCGACUCGGUUCGAUAUGGUUGAGUCAGCGGAGGACAACGCGCUAGAUAGGGAGGGUGCGUCGGAUGGGGAGAGUGUGCCUGAUGGGGAGAGUGUGUUGGUUUGGGGCAAUGUAUUGGAUUGGGAGGAUGUGUCCGAUGGGGAGAGUGUUUCCGAUAGGGGGGGGGUGUCCGAUGGGGGGAGUGUGUUGAUUUGGGGGGAAGUGUCGGAUUUGGGGGGUGGGUGGGGUGGGAGCAUCGGCUCAUACACGAGUCUACACUCAGAGCCUACCGCCGACAUCCCUAUCCUCAACCUCACUGUUAACCUUCCUUCCGCCUUCCCUCCCUAUCCCCACUCCCCUGUCUUAACUCCCCUCCUUGCUCCCGUUCUAUCACCAAGUGACCCCCCUCCACUCAACCUCGAAGCCCCAUCCCUCCACACCCUCGCAGCCCUCCUCGCAGCCCUCCUCGCAGCCCCGUCCCUCGAAUCCCUCCUCUCCUCCACAUCUCUCCUCUCCCUCCCUCCGUACCCCCUAUGCUGUUCCAGCAUCGCCCGGCGCCACUGCAUCGAUGCGCUGUGUCCCAUCUGCAGCCUCCCGAUGACCAACGACCUGCUUGUCGACAUCGUCUGGUGCAAAACGCAGUGCGGGCAGAGCGUGCAUGCAAAGUGCAUGGACACGUGGUUGGAGUACGGCAACACGUGUGUCGUCUGUCGGACCAAGUGGGCCGAGCCGUGCCCGCAUGACUUGACGGUCCGGCCGCCUUCUUCUUUCUGGGCGGAGCCGGCAGGGACGUGGGGUCUGCGACGGCUGUUCGAUGGGGGGAAGUACGGGGGGAUUUGGGAUGAUGGGCCUGAGGGAAAGUGGCAAGCGAGUUUGAGGAGGUGUUUUGGCGUUGGGUAG
Messenger RNA from Eremomyces bilateralis CBS 781.70, 1806 nucleotides. RefSeq lists its product as uncharacterized. Gene Ontology annotation, molecular function: ubiquitin protein ligase activity. The record is from RefSeq and is a predicted model, not a curated record. Bases 1 to 1806 code for a protein of 601 amino acids. The transcript has a single exon. NCBI's taxonomy places the organism in Eukaryota, Fungi, Ascomycota, Dothideomycetes, Eremomycetales, Eremomycetaceae.